AUGGCCUCGUUAUCGCUAUUGCUUGAGAACCUGCACCUGGUGGCACUGCUGCGCGCCUUCUACCUCGCUGCGUCACUUCUUAUUCUCGUCAUACAGGCCGUUCCUGCCCUGCGCUCUCGUUUUCUUGCCUAUGGCUCUCGUGUCACUGGUCUAAGCGGGAGGAAGGAGUUACCCGCUCAGCAGCAGUCAGCUCUCACCCGCGCCCUAGACUACGCCGCCUCGCUGCAGGUCCCUCACAACUACUUCACUCAUUUCUACAUCACAUCGGCCCUCUGCUCGCUGUUCUGGGCAUGGAAGCUACGCGUGCUGGAAGCUGAUAGGCAGCAGCAGAUAGUCUGGGCACUCCUGCUGCUUCAGGGCCUGCGCCGCAUGCUCGAAUCCUACAUGUAUACUUCAACGAGCAAGAGCCGGAUGUGGUUCGCCCACUGGGUGCUUGGUCUUCUCUUCUACAUCACGAUAAAUAUGGCCAUCUGGGUUGAGACACCCAGCAAUGCUGCCGGUAACUGGGCAUUCGUGCCGGGUGUUAUCACAGCCCAGAUGCUGCAGCACUCCUAUCACAGCUACCUCUAUCGCCUCCGCACCGAGAGCAACGGCUACCAGCUUCCAUCGCAUACCAUGUUUCCUAAUCUUCUUUGCCCGCACUAUACCUGCGAGGUCGUCGUCUAUGCGCUGUUUUCGCUCCUGGCAGCUCCAGAGGGUAACUGGGUCAACUGGACACUGAUCUGUGCGACUAUAUUCGUCGCUACAAACUUAGGAGUGACGGCGGUAGGUACGAAGGAGUGGUACGUGGAGAAAUUCGGCGCCGAUAAGGUAGGUCCGCGGAAGAGAAUGGUCCCUGGUAUUUGGUGA
Molecule: messenger RNA, 849 nt
Organism: Alternaria atra
Lineage: Eukaryota; Fungi; Ascomycota; Dothideomycetes; Pleosporales; Pleosporaceae
Exons: 2
Coding region: 1-849 (282 amino acids)
Biological process (GO): polyprenol catabolic process; dolichol-linked oligosaccharide biosynthetic process
Cellular component (GO): endoplasmic reticulum
Molecular function (GO): 3-oxo-5-alpha-steroid 4-dehydrogenase activity
Source: RefSeq, a predicted model, not a curated record